Closterium sp. Naga37s-1 is the source of this 615-nucleotide messenger RNA. The record is from the annotation of a GenBank genome assembly. Lineage: Eukaryota; Viridiplantae; Streptophyta; Zygnematophyceae; Desmidiales; Closteriaceae.
AUGCACCAUUUUCUCUAUACAUGUAGACGCUCGCUCUUGCGGUCCCGCCCUCACCAGACGCUCGCUCUUGCGGUCCCGCCCUCACCAGACGCUCGCUCUUGCGGUCACGCCCUCACCAGACGCUCGCUCUUGCGGUCCCGCCCUCACCACACGCUCGCUCUUGCGGUCCCGCCCUCACCACACGCUCGCUCUUGCGGUCCCGCCCUGACCAGACGCUCGCUCUUGCGGUCCCGCCCUCACGAGACGCUCGCUCUUGCGGUCCCGCCCUCACCAGACGCUCGCUCUUGCGGUCCCGCCCUCACCAGACGCUCGCUCUUGCGGUCCCGCCCUCACGAGACGCUCGCUCUUGCGGUCCCGCCCUCACCAGACGCUCGCUCUUGCGGUCCCGCCCUCACGAGACGCUCGCUCUUGCGGUCCCGCCCUCACGAGACGCUCGCUCUUGCGGUCCCGCCCUCACGAGACGCUCGCUCUUGCGGUCCCGCCCUCACGAGACGCUCGCUCUUGCGGUCCCGCCCUCACGAGACGCUCGCUCUUGCGGUCCCGCCCUCACUAGACGCUCGCUCUUGCGGUCCCGCCCUCACUAGACGCUCGCUCUUGCGGUCCCGCCCUCACUGA